AUCCCGGAUGGGUACCUUGCAUCUCGUUGCAUCUCUUACCGGAUUGGGCGCUGUUGGCAACUAGCUCGGACGUACUUUGGUCGUUUAAGGUACCUGACGCUAUCUUCGGCCCCUGACGAUUACCCUCCUCCCAUUCGGCGCAGAGAUGGCGAUCCACAAACUGCUGCCAAGGUCCCCUGGUCUAUGCCCCAGGUCGUAUUCUUGUCCUCCUCGUCGAUGUGUGCUCGAUCACUCUGUUUGUACCCUCCUCUGAGUCCUCUCAUACGUUUACAGCGCCUUCUCUCUCUCACUCUCUACCUCUCAUUUCCCACUGACCCUGCACUCUCUCUUGCUGCAGCUUGCCUUUCCUUUGGACCCAUUCCCGUCGCUGCGGUAUUCUUUCCUUGUCUUCCUUCGUCUCCUCUAUUCGACAGGAUUUCUCGUCAGUGUUUCUCGAUCGCUGGUCGUCUAAACCUCACGCCUUCGAUCUUUUAUACGGAGCAGGGCUACACCUUUAGGCAAAGCAUUCGGGGCGUGUAUCGGUGGUUUGCUUGGUUUUACAUCCUGCGACACCACGCCUGUCAAGGAGAACGAUCGACCGUUCCCACCUUUCGUCCACUCUGUCAAUCUCAAUCGAAGACGGAAACAUCUCCUUUUCUGAAAAACAACUACCGAGUUUUGUUUCUGUAGAUCAUCUUGUCCUACGUGGGCCGGCCCUGUUGCUUCGAGAGUCAGGUUUGCUCAGUUGCAAACAACUCCCAGACAACUAUCAGAUACUCUCGACGGCAACUUUUUUUCGGCCUCGGAUUGCUCUAGCAGCCAUUCAUCAAACAAAUCCUACGGACCGCUGUCUGGUUUUACUAGCGUUGCUUACUGUCUUCGAUUGCUAUUA
Molecule: messenger RNA, 871 nt
Organism: Annulohypoxylon truncatum
Lineage: Eukaryota; Fungi; Ascomycota; Sordariomycetes; Xylariales; Hypoxylaceae
Exons: 2
Coding region: 184-669 (161 amino acids)
Source: RefSeq, a predicted model, not a curated record